Molecule: messenger RNA, 1101 nt
Organism: Dendrobium catenatum
Lineage: Eukaryota; Viridiplantae; Streptophyta; Magnoliopsida; Asparagales; Orchidaceae
Exons: 7
Coding region: 1-1101 (366 amino acids)
Source: RefSeq, a predicted model, not a curated record
AUGGCGCGUCUGCCAUCUCAGAUUCUCAACCCACUUACCACAGUAGCCUUCACCGUCGCUCAGAUUGAUAUGGAUGCCACAAUCGAUCAGUUCACCAACUCAGUUGGAGGGUCAUUACUUCGAUAUCCACUUCGAUCCGCGACCAAGGGGAAGGAUGCGAAGACAUCGAAUGAGGAGACGCAUAUCAGUUCGGCUACCAGAAGGUUGAGGACUGCACCAAAUUUGGCCAAGAGCAUGAGCGAACUCGAUUUUUCUGGGAAAGAAAAGUCAGCGAAGCCUCCAAAGAGGAUCUCAAACCUUAUAAAGUCUACUAAUAGUAGCCCUCAUACCAUAUCUGCUGGAAUGCUCACACCAAUAUCUGAAAAUCAAAGGAACAGAUUGAACACUCAGUUGAAUGAUGACACAUCUAUGUCUGAUGCAUCGAAAUCUAGCCACAGGAAAAAGUUCAGUGUGUUAUCUUCAGCUUCCUAUUGGUUAUCACUGAUUAAACUUUCUGAGUCAGCUUCAAAGCACUCAGUUUCGAUAGGUUUUUUUAAGCUUGCGCUUGAAUCAGGAGUUGAGCCUCUGCAUCGAAUUCGUGAAGAACUCGGGUCAUAUGUACUCAAGUACAACCUUCUAGAAGAACUAGAAAACAUCACAAAGGAUAUACUCAAUAGUUACAACAUACAAGAUCUUGAGAAGCCACAUAUUGUGGAGAAUGAUUCUCAAUUACCAGAUGAUGUAGCCGUAAACUUGGGUGAGGUUCAUAAGAACACUACAAUUCUUCAGAGGGCCGUUAAUUUGAAGCCAAAAUUUUCAAGCAUAAACACUCUUGUUGAAUCAAAUAAGAAAGACGUUGUUCAAAAGAGAACUCCCGCAAGUAGAAAAAAAUCACCCACAUCGAGGAAUCCAAAAAAUGCUGUUCUUAUGAAUGAUUCAGUUGGCACAAGUGCAUCUCAACAACCAAGAAAGUUGCAAAUGAACAAGGGAAAAAGCUACAGCAAGUGCUCUGAGAAGAAUUCUAAUAAUGAUGAAGUGGAUGAUUCACACAACGAAUUGCCAAAACUUAAUGAUAAAGAAAACAUGGCAUCUGAAAGCAUAGAUAUUUACAGCUCAAAGUAA